GCCGUUCCAAGAUGGCGGCGUCCAUUGCGAAGUAUCAUCCUCUCACUUUUGUUGACAAAAGCAGCAGGAAUGAGUCGCUGAAACAGUGCGAGGUGUUUUAAUGCAGCACAAGAAAGAGCGCCGUUUUUAAUGGCCGCCGCUGGGGGAAGUCUGGGUUUGUUUUAGAGGAAAUGUUUUAAUGUUUAUUCAGUGAGAACUCGGUUCUGCAGUUAUGGCCGCCGACAAUAAAAUCCAUUUCUGGAGGAGGAACGCGAAGGGUCCCGGAAGGUUUCUGAAAGACACUCCAAAGUCGAGCACUGUGAGCGUGAAAUCAAAGAAGCCAGCCACAUUCCAUGAGUUCGCACGCAGCACCAACGACGCCUGGGACAUCGACGACGAGGAAGACGGCGGUUUCUUCACGCCAACACAUUCCACUUCUGUUCCUGCGCAGUCGCACUCCACAGUCAAAGCACUUCGUUUGAAAGAGACCAAUUGUGUAACUGAUGAUAAAGAGCCAGCGCCGUGUCCAGGGGGUCGGUUGGAACCAGCAAGCACGGCGGUCUGCCGAGAUCAGCUGAGGACUGACGGCGAGUCGGCCAACGGCAGGGUGGUGAAGUCCAGCAGUGACGUCCAGCUGAACAGUAAUUCAGAGCGCAGCACUCUACAGAAGCAGCAGUCUCUCCCUGUGCGUCCCAUCAUCCCUCUGGUCGCCCGUAUUUCAGACCAGAAUGCAUCUGGCGCUCCACCCAUGACCGUGCGAGAGAAGACCCGACUGGAUAAGUUCAGGCAGCUGCUGGCCAGUCCCAACACAGACCUGGAGGACUUACGGAAGCACAGCUGGUCAGGGAUCCCGCGAGAAGUGCGCCCGAUCACUUGGAGACUUCUAUCAGGCUACCUGCCGGCUAACAUGGAACGUAGGGAGCUGGUUCUCCAAAGGAAGCGAGAGGAGUAUUUUGGUUUCAUCGAGCAGUAUUACCACUCCAGAACAGAUGAGCACCACAGAGACACCUACCGACAGAUUCACAUCGAUAUCCCCAGGACGAAUCCGCUGAUUCCAUUAUUCCAGCAGCCGCUGGUACAGGAGGUGUUUGAGAGGAUUCUGUUUAUCUGGGCGAUUCGACAUCCAGCCAGCGGCUAUGUACAGGGCAUCAAUGACCUCGUCACCCCCUUCUUUGUUGUCUUCCUCUCCGAGUUUGUGGAAGAGGACAUGGAGAACUUUGAAAUGGCUGCUCUACCUUUGGAAACACAACGCAACAUUGAAGCGGACAGCUUCUGGUGUAUGAGCAAGCUGCUGGAUGGAAUACAGGAUAAUUACACAUUUGCUCAGCCUGGGAUUCAGAAAAAAGUGAAGGCUCUGGAGGAGCUCAUCAGCAGGAUUGACGAGGACGUACACCUGCACUUCCAGAAGUGUGAGGUAGAGUACCUGCAGUUCGCCUUCCGCUGGAUGAACAACCUGCUGAUGAGGGAGUUGCCGCUGCGCUGCACAAUCCGCCUGUGGGACACGUACCAGGCCGAGUCUGAGGGCUUCUCUCAUUUCCACCUGUACGUCUGUGCAGCAUUUCUCAUCAAGUGGAGAAAAGAGAUCCUCUCCAUGCUGGACUUCCAGGGUCUGCUGAUGCUCCUGCAGAAUCUACCCACAAUUCACUGGGGCAACGAGGAGGUAGGUUUACUCCUGGCUGAAGCCUACAGACUUAAAUACAUGUUCGCGGACGCUCCCCGUCACUACAAGAGAUGAGGACUUUCAGAACCGAGCUACUGCUCGAGCCCAGCUACUCAGUACUGACUCAAUAACGGACUCAAAGAAGCGGCCCAACCCGCACCCCGUCUCAUUACGGCCCGUCUGUGUGGGUGAAGCACUUCUUCAAUCUUCUAUUACUCCAGUCUGGAUGAGUGGAAAUCCAGACUGCUGCUCAACACCAGGCUGAACGUACAGAUGGAAUGAACCGAAGGUCAAAAGUUCCUGCACUGCAAAUCAUCUCGGAGACGUCUACAUCUCAUCCUCAGGGUUUUUUUUCCCCCAAACUAAUCACCACAGACUGAGGAAGAAAAUGGAUUCUGGACUGUUUUAUGGAUUUUUUUUUAAUUUUUUUUAAACAAGUUCUACUGCAAUGGAGUGAACACUUCAGUUCCAGCGUUGACGAAUACCACUCCAUGAUUUGUGUGGUGUGUGUGUGUUGUUGUUGUUUUAUUUUUUUUCUCUUUCUCUUGAAUUUCUGCUGUAUUAAUAAGAAUGUGGAGUCACUGGAUCCGUUCAUCUUGCCAUCACUGGUCCCAGAUUGCUGAGCAGCCAGUAGUACAGAAACUACAGCAGCCAAUCGAAGCCAUUUUUGCAGUCUGUGUGUUUCCUCAGAAGACUGACACAGAAUUUGAACAAUCUGAUUUUAUAGCUAUCAGGGCUUUCCCCAGAAAAAAAUAUCAAAGCGGUACUACUGAUGCGACGCGGCCCGGCCCGGAGGGCCCUGAAGGCUGCUUAGGGGGUCCGGGGGCAUGCUUCCCUGGAAAAAAUGAUGCCUUCUGGUGGUAUCUAGGGCUGAUUUAGGCCCAAUUCAACAUUAUUAAAUUUGCUGUUUUUUACUUUG
Molecule: messenger RNA, 2558 nt
Organism: Neoarius graeffei (lesser salmon catfish)
Lineage: Eukaryota; Metazoa; Chordata; Actinopteri; Siluriformes; Ariidae
Gene: tbc1d22b
Product: TBC1 domain family, member 22B
Exons: 12
Coding region: 212-1714 (500 amino acids)
Biological process (GO): activation of GTPase activity
Molecular function (GO): GTPase activator activity
Source: RefSeq, a predicted model, not a curated record